Neoarius graeffei (lesser salmon catfish) is the source of this 3358-nucleotide messenger RNA. RefSeq names its product microtubule associated serine/threonine kinase-like (gene mastl). The transcript is spliced from 13 exons. Gene Ontology annotation, cellular component: nucleus. Bases 214 to 2814 code for a protein of 866 amino acids. Gene Ontology annotation, biological process: intracellular signal transduction; peptidyl-serine phosphorylation. The record is from RefSeq and is a predicted model, not a curated record. Lineage: Eukaryota; Metazoa; Chordata; Actinopteri; Siluriformes; Ariidae. Gene Ontology annotation, molecular function: ATP binding; protein serine/threonine kinase activity.
UUUCAAAUUUCAAAACAAUGGUGGUGAGGAUCAGGAGGGAGAGAGUCGGUUUAUUGAUAAAGAUGGACAGUUUAGAGGUUUGUGCGUAGUUAAAUAGAUUAAGGAAAGUAAUGUUGAGUGCCUUUGUGAAUGCACAACGAGGAAAAGUGAUUAUUGUGAAAGUGAUUUAAAGAGAUAAUCAGUAACAGAGAGAAAGAAAGAAAGAAAGAAAGAAUGAAAAUGGAGGCUGAGGAGAAGUCAGUGGUUCCGAGUGUUGAAGUGCCGAAGCCGCCCUCCAUCGAGGACUUCAUGGUGCUGAAGCCGAUCAGCCGCGGCGCCUUCGGGAAAGUCUUUCUGGCCCGGAAAAAGAACAACUCGAAACUCUAUGCUGUCAAGGUGGUGAAGAAAGCGGACAUGGUGGAUAAGAACAUGAGCGAUCAGAUGCGGGCGGAGAGAGACGCUCUGGCCCUCAGUAAAAGCCCCUUCAUCGUGCAGCUCUAUUACUCCCUGCAGACGGCCACCAAGGUUUAUUUGGUCAUGGAGUACCUGAUCGGCGGGGACGUGAAGUCUCUGCUCCACAUCUACGGCUACUUCGACGAGGACAUGUCCUUAAAAUACAUUUCAGAAGUGGCCCUAGCUUUGGAUUACCUUCACCGACACGGCAUCAUUCACAGGGAUCUGAAACCCGAUAACAUGCUGAUCAGCAACGAGGGCCACAUCAAGCUCACGGACUUCGGCCUCUCCAAAGUGAAACUCGACAGGGAACUGAACCUUGUGGAUAUAUUGACCACGCCCUCUUUGGCCAAACCGAAGAAGGAUUAUUUCCGGACGCCCGGUCAAGUUUUAUCCUUGAUAAGCUCUCUUGGUCUUAACACUCCAGUGGUGGAUGGGAAGCGUCACAGCAGCGCCUCUGCCGUUUCCAGUCCUAUGGUGUGUGGAAAAGCCGAGCAGAGACCGAGCUCACUGUGUUCGCCGCUGUUGGCUAGAAGACGCGAGCUCCUGAAUUCCCCGAUGGGCCCGUCGCGAGGUCUCGGAGUUAACCGAGUGUUCAGUCCCAGCAUGCUGGCCAAAAGUCUGACGCCGAGGCUCAUGAAAUCCAGGAAGAGGUUCGAGACUUUAAGUGUUGGCAGUGCUCACUCGUGCCCGCUGCCAUCCAGUGACUCUGAGAGCUGCAUCAGCCCGCUGUGGGAGGGCGAGGAGAAAUCAGGAGGUGAUGAAAACGUCCCGCCUCCAAACAUAAAGGACGGAGUUGACAGAGUUGGGCACAAACUUCCCGCACCCGCGGUGGAGAGAGAGCCGAGCGGUGAAAUGUGGAUUCCUGGAAACGAGGCUCCCCAGACGCCGCUUCACAACUCGGACUCGAGACCAUCGUCUGUAACUAAACGGUCUUCCGUUGAAGUGGAUCGUGGAAAAGUAAAACCGGAUAUUUCAGCUGGAAAGAGACUCUCGUUCACGGCCUCUGAUCUCUGCGUCACGCCUGGUAAGACUCUGCUCAAAUCAUCAUGCGAGAACAGCCUGAGGAAACUUGCGAGGAGCAGCCUCAGCGUUUGUAGAUCCUCAGAGAAAGGAUCGGCUCUAAAACCAGGCUCGUCCGUCAAACGAGGGUUUAUAGAGGUGGACAAAAGCCCGGAGCAAGUUCAGAUCCAAGCAAAGAAGAGCAACGCGAAGUACAAGCGGUGCUUUCCCGUUCCAGAGAAUGACUCCAGACUCCAUACAGGUCUGACCAGGAUUUUCUCUGCUGUGGGUUUGGGGAGCGGUGGAGGAAUCUCGAAACGGCCCAGCCCUACAAAAGUGGCUAAGAAUUUGUUGUGUGAGUUGGAGGAACCAGGCGAGAACAUGCCCGACUCCGGUCUGACUUCCUCUCCCCAAGCGAUGAUGAGACAAAGCCUGAGCUUGGAUCCUGAUAGCUCGGUUCAUGAAAUGUCAGUCAUCACGAACACGCCUCCUCCACGUGGAGAAAAAGAAGCUCUGGGGUCCUCAUUCUUCGAGGGUGGAACUGAAAUCCGUGCCAUUAUAGAAGCACCACGUGUAUCGGCUUCACCAAAGCAUCAUGAGGAAAACCGCCACCUCCAUGUUGCCUCGGGCAGUCUGCUCAAAUCGCCUCUGUUCCUCAAGCCCAAGAAUGUGGUGGCCUUCAGAAGUUACUGCAGCUCCAUCAAUCGUUCCAACCUGUCCUACGGCUCACGACUCAGCUUGGGCUCGAUGGAAGGCAUGGACGGCUCGACCUCGUUCCAGUCCGCGCCCGCUGCCAUGACGCCUGUGCAGAAGAGACGCAGCCUCAACAGCUCACUCUACCAGACGCCUCAGCCGACGCUCAUGUCUCAUACCCCUUAUCGAACACCCAAGAGUGUACGUCGAGGUCCAGAACCAGCGGAGAAUGCUCCAGUUCUCGGGACCCCUGACUACCUCGCCCCAGAGCUUUUACUCGGGAAACGUCACGUUGCAGGAUCGGUUGCGUAUGACUUCAUGGUGGACUGGUGGGCGCUGGGAGUGUGCCUGUUCGAGUUCCUCACUGGAGUACCUCCGUUCAACGACGAAACUCCUCAACUCGUCUUCCAGAAUAUUCUCAACCGAGAUAUCCCAUGGCCUGAUGCAGAAGAGGAGUUAUCCCCCAGCGCUCGAGGUGCCAUUGAGAUUCUUCUCAGCACAGACGUCACCAAACGGGCUGGGCUUAAAGAGCUGAAAGAGCACGCGUUCUUUGCAGGUUUGGAGUGGGACAAUCUCCAGAACCAGGCCAUGCCUUUCAUUCCCGAGCCCCAUGAUGAGACGGACACGUCCUACUUUGAGGCGAGAAACACUGCGCAACACCUCGUUCUCUCCGGCUUCAGUCUCUAACACACAUAUAUAAGCACUACUGCUCCUCUAGCCGUUAGCUCGUGCUGACGGACUCGGUGAAGGAGAAUUUCCUGACAAUGAAUGUAACGACUGAUUCUUUCUUCCUUUCUUUCCUUAUCAGGUUAACUUUUUGUUCACACAUUCUUAAGUCGGAACAUCUGGCUUGGAUUCUACAAAGACGUUUUGUCUGGAAAAGUAGUGAGACUCAGCACUUUGUUAAACUACUCAGUGCUGAGUCUCCAUGAGUCAGACAAACGCAGAUCAGAUCGUCCAUCUGUUAUUACACAUUUUAUACACGUUGGCAUUAUUAGGUCAUGUUAUUUAGGUGUUUUGUGCGUCUGUAUGAGUAAUAUAUUCGUUCCUGCUGCUAUAUGUGUAUACUCUAACUUGCUGAUGGUUUUAGAGAGCUGGGCUUCAAAUAUCUUUAGCGAUCUGUUUUUGGAUAAUGUACCAUGCAAAAAGAUGAUCACAUUUUAGUGUGUUGGAUGUAACUUCUACACCAUGUAAUAGCUGUUUAAAUAAAAUCCCUUUUAACAUAAUCAAA